Molecule: messenger RNA, 966 nt
Organism: Euleptes europaea (tarantolino)
Lineage: Eukaryota; Metazoa; Chordata; Lepidosauria; Squamata; Sphaerodactylidae
Product: olfactory receptor 11G2-like
Exons: 2
Coding region: 1-966 (321 amino acids)
Biological process (GO): G protein-coupled receptor signaling pathway
Cellular component (GO): membrane
Molecular function (GO): olfactory receptor activity; G protein-coupled receptor activity
Source: RefSeq, a predicted model, not a curated record
AUGGAGUUAGCCAACAAGACUGGGGUACAGGAGUUCGUUUUGCUAGGAUUUGAAGCCCUACAGCAGAAGCGGAUUCUGCUCCUCAUCUUUUUCAUCGUCCUCUACGUCCUCACUUUGGCUGAGAACAUCACCAUCAUCACGGUGGUACUGCUGGACCCCCACUUGUCCCAGCUUCCCAUGUACAUCCUGCUGGGCAACUUCUCCUGGCUAGAGAUGUGUUACGUGACAACCACAGUGCCCCGCAUGCUCUUUGACUUGGCGUCCCCUCAGGGGAUCAUCUCCUUCGGAGACUGUUUCCUCCAGUACUAUCUUUUGUUCUCCUUGGGCUCCACUGAAGACUUUUACCUUUCAGCCAUGGCCUUGGACAGGUAUUUGGCCAUCUGCUACCCACUACGCUACCCACAGAUUAUGUCCCCAAAUUUCUGCUAUGCCCUGGUGGCUAGUUGCUGGGUGCUUGGUUUCCUGUGGCAGAUUUUGCCAGUGGUUUUGAUCUCCAAGUUAUCUUUCUGUGGCCCCAACGUCAUUGACCAUUUUUUGUGUGAUCCUGGGCCAAUUUUGUCCUUGGCCUGCCCUCCAGUAGGAAAGAUUCCCCUCAUUUGUCAAAUUGUUGCAGAUACAGUGGUCAUUCUAGGCAAUUUCUUCUUUGUGGUCCUGUCCUACAGUGCUGUGAUCCUUACCCUGUUGAAAACCUCUAGCCAAGGCAGCCGGAUGAAGGCAUUUUCUACCAUAUUUUUUCACUUAGUGGUGGUGACCCUUUUCUAUGGCCCUGUCGCAGCAAUGUAUGUAAUUCCAGGUGGGGAAAGACAUUCAGAGGUCACUAAGGCCGUAACCCUUUUCUACUCUGCCAUCACACCCUUUCUCAACCCCUUGAUCUACUGCCUGAGGAACGAUCAGGUGAAGGAGGCCCUGAGAAGGCUGCAGAGGAGAAAGCUAGCCCAUCACACGGAGCACCAAUGCUACCGCUAG